Rodentolepis nana is the source of this 480-nucleotide messenger RNA. NCBI's taxonomy places the organism in Eukaryota, Metazoa, Platyhelminthes, Cestoda, Cyclophyllidea, Hymenolepididae. The record is from the annotation of a GenBank genome assembly.
AUGGCGAAUCUUUCUAAAGCCGAAGUAGAUGAUGUUCGUGAAGUAUUUGAAGUCUUUGAUUUCUGGGAUGGUUGUGAUGGAAUGGUGGAUGCUAGUAGAGUACCUGAUUUGCUUAGAUGUACCGGUCUUAACCCAACUAAUGCUUGCUGUCUUCGAAAUGGAGCUUUAACUGCUGCAGGAGAAGUGCAGUAUACGUUCGAGGAGUUUCUAUCAGUAUAUCAGGCGAUCAAAUAUGAAAGUUUACCACCUCUCAAAGAUCAAUUUAUGCAAGUUUUCAGGAGUUAUGAUCGUGAAUCACAAGGUAUUCUAACAGUUGCUCAGAUAAGGCACAUUUUGGGAACAUUUGGAGAACGCCUUAAUGAAGAAGAAACUGACAGAGUAUUGAAGCAAUUGGGUUAUCAACAUGGAAUCGUUAAAUAUGAGGAAUUCAUUGAUUGCAUACUUGAAGAAACCACGGAGUCUGCCUUUUCUGGUUAUUAA